Molecule: messenger RNA, 1505 nt
Organism: Gadus morhua (Atlantic cod)
Lineage: Eukaryota; Metazoa; Chordata; Actinopteri; Gadiformes; Gadidae
Gene: tmem174
Product: transmembrane protein 174
Exons: 2
Coding region: 18-716 (232 amino acids)
Source: RefSeq, a predicted model, not a curated record
GGGUGGGUGAGGGGGUAAUGGAGACCGGCCCUACCACCUUGACGGGCUGUCCGCUCACCGGGCUGGUUGGCGAGAAGACGAGGGGCGUCUUUCUGCUGCUGGGGAUAUUCCUGUGUCUGAUGGGCUCCGUGUUCACCAUCACGGGCUGUCUGGAGCACAACGACCACCACCUGGAGUGGGAGAGUCUCCUGGGGCCCAUCAUGCUCUCCGUCGGGGGGGUCUUCAUGCUGAUCAGCACGUGCAGCUUCCGGAUGUUCCCCUGCCUGCUGUACCGGCUUACCGGAGAGAGGGCGGAGGAGGAGCAGGAGGCGGCGGAGGAGCACAGAGGAGCGGCUGAGCUCUCCUUUGUGUUCAACGGCGUCCAACCCCCCGUGGUGUUCCACUGCGCGGCGCAGUUCAGCCCCCCGCCGUACGACUCCCUGGCCCCGCCGCCGCAGCAGCAGCAGCAGCACCACCCCCAGCUCUACCAGCACCGCCCGCUGCACCCAGUGGGCAACAGGGGCCCGCCCCCGCCUCGCUUCCACCACCUGUUCCCCGUGGAGAACGCAGCCUUCACCUCAGAGGACGGCUUCCCGCUCGGCCGUGGCCGUGCGCUAACGAGACCAGCGAGGAGCAGAGUUCAGGAUGGACAGCAGGGGGAGGAGAAAGACGAAGACAACAGCUCCACCUGCUCUCCUCCUCCACCUGCAUACGAAGACAUCUACCCCCCUGCAUAACCACAACGACGCCUGUACGCAGGGCCUGGUUCAUAAAUACACAGAGAGGCACCAACACUAUAGUCUUGUUCUGUCCCAGCUGCUCGUCUGUGUCUUCAGUUCACAACUGCGACCUGUGUCUGCCUUUUUUGUGUUCUUCACUGAUUGACAGUCAGUUAGGUUAGGUUGUGAUUGAGCUUCUCCUGCUUGUGUUUGUGGAAUAAAUCACUGAAAUUAAUGAGUUUCAUCUCAUGCGCAGACGAGGAGGGAAGUAUUUGCACCUUGGGGGGAGGUAAUGUUGACCAUUUGUCUGCUGUUUAUGGAGGCACGUGUUGAAAUGAUCCUGAAGUGUUCCUGAGGCUGCGCGCCCAUAAACUAGAGCGUGACACCCUGUUUGGCUUGGCACCCUGCCUCUGGAGAUGUGCAGUGGGUGUGCGAAGAAAUUACACCAUUUUGAGGAAUGCAUGGAAAUAGAACGUGAAUACAAAAUAAUAUGCUGUUUACUUUUUUACCUAACUCACAUCAGCAUCCAAUGGCCACAUGUAAUGAUACAGAAAUGUUAUAGGCCUACGAAUAAUAAUGUAGGCUGGUACUUAUUAAUAAUGAUAAUUUGUAAUUAAUCGUGGAUUUCUCUUUUUGGCUUUCAUUUUAUUUUAUAUAGGCCUAUUAUUCAUAUUUUUGCCUUACAUUAUCUUCUCUCAUAAGAAUCGGAUUUAGUUCACCCAAACUGGGCUGAAUUGGCCCAUCGCCUGACUCGUGUGAGUGUGUGGGGAAUAUGGCUGUCUAAGAAUAAAAAUAAUUGACACAUGG